AUGCCGACCACCGGGGACGCGCUCAGAAACGGGAGACUAAAGGACGUUGGCGAGGGCUACGCCUACUCCGUCCAGAGCAGCAGGUCCGACAGCGACUCUGACGACAACGGUGAGGUCGUCAUGAGGCGAGCGGCGUCGGGCGAGCACUCCCUGCGCUCCUCGCUGUCGCACGUGCUCAUGGGCAGCAGCCUCAACGUCCUGCUCGUCUUCGUGCCGCUGGCGGUGCUGGCCAGCCCGGAGCACCAGGACUGGGGCCACGCGUGGACGUUCGCGUUCGCCCUGGCCGCGCUGAUACCGUUCGCCGAGCGGGUGUCCUUUGUGACGGAGGACGUCGCGAAGUACACCAGCGACACCGUAGGGGGCCUUCUCAACGCCAGCUUCGGCAACAUUACCGAGCUCGUCGUCUGCGUUUUUAUGCUGAAGACGGGAGGCAGCAUGAUGUUGAGAUUGGUCCAGGUGUCCAUGUUGGGCUCCGUGCUGUCCAACUUGCUUCUGGUUCUCGGGUCCGCCUUUUUGGUCGGCGGCAUCCGGCACAAAGAGCAGGUGUUCAAGCCGGCCGUUUCCGGUAUCUACAGUGUAUUGUUAUUGUUUGCAGUGCUCGGGAUGUCUUUACCUCUUGCCCUGGCGGCUACGCACACCGGCGCCGGGGACGCUCGCCAGGAGGGCGACCAGACGGCCCACGGCGGCGAGGCGCCGCUCUGGCUGUCCCGGUUCAUCGCCGUGGUGAUGCUGUUUAUUUAUGGAUUGCUCAUUCUCUUCCAGCUGAAGACGCACAGCCAUCUCCUGGAGGGCAUGGAGGAUGGCGAGGACGAGCCGGGCGUGCUCGGCCUGUGGGGCGGCGUGCUCUGGCUCGCGUUCACGGCGGAUUACUUUUUUUAUUUCUGUACUGUCGGACUACAUCGUGGACGCCAUAGAGGGUGCCGCGAAGGGCACGGGCACGCCCCUGCUCUUCCUCGCCGGCAUCCUCGUCCCGAUCGUCGGCAACGCGGCGGAGCACUUCGCGGCCAUCACGUUCGCCUGGCGCAACAAGAUGGAGAUCUCGCUGGGCAGCGCCGUGGGCUCGGCGGUGCAGAUCGCCGUCUUCGUGAUCCCGCUGUGCGUCGUGCUGGGCUGGGCCAUGGGGGAACCCAUGUCGCUGAACUUCCACGUGUUUGA
This is a messenger RNA of Prorocentrum cordatum, 1155 nucleotides long. The record is from the annotation of a GenBank genome assembly. NCBI's taxonomy places the organism in Eukaryota, Dinophyceae, Prorocentrales, Prorocentraceae.